UAACUGGCCCAUGGACUGGGAAGAAGAGCAGGUCAGCAGCCCAAACAUUCUGCGAGUCGUUUAUCAAGGCAGAUUUCUACACGGGAACGUCACCCUAGGAGCACCAAAACUUCCUCUCAGCAAAACAACAGUGAUGCAUUUGGUGGCCAGAGAGACCCUGCCAGAGCCCAACUCACAAGGUCAGAGAAAUCGGGAGAAAACUGGUGAGAGCAACUGCUGUGUGAUCCUGUAACAGCCUGGCACAGAUGUGGCAGAGGAGGCU
This is a messenger RNA of Arvicanthis niloticus (Nile rat), 262 nucleotides long. NCBI's taxonomy places the organism in Eukaryota, Metazoa, Chordata, Mammalia, Rodentia, Muridae. The record is from RefSeq and is a predicted model, not a curated record.